AUGCCUCCAAAUAUCCAACAAGAACAAACACCCGUGGCGUUUAUCGAUCAUUUUUGGUCCAAAGACAAAUCAGGCAUGGACAAACUGUUCAGCUACAUCCAAACAACACACCAAGAUCUUGAAAUGAUCCACAGCAUCUAUGUUGAGCGAUCUGCCAUGGAACAUGAAUUUGGACAGAGACUACUGACAUUGUCAAGAGAUCAAGAGAAGAGCCAUCAAGGCGAAAACGUACAGGGUGUCUUGGCUGCAUACCGUGCAGUGUCAAUGGAGCUGAAGCAAACAGCCACCACACAUUUGGAAUUAUCUGACAGGUUGAAGCAUCAGGUGGCUACGGAAUGCCAGAACAAAUUGACAGAGUACAAAGAGUUGCUUUCCAAGUGGACAACUGCACUGGAAGAUCUGUAUCAAGACCGAAAAGAAAAAACCAUCGAGUUGUUAAAAAUCAGAGCAAAGUAUUUAAAGGAACACGACAUAGCCAAAGGGCAAUCAACACCUACCAUGGAAGCAUUGAAAAAUCAGUACAAGACCAUGGUGGUGAAAGUGGAUGAGGUUGCUCAAGAAUGGAAUUCAACAUGGCGAGAAGCUUGUGAGGUAUUGGAAGCCAUGGAAGAGGACCGUGUCGAGUUUUUAAAGAACAACGUAUGGGAAUACGCAAAUCUAGCAUCAGCGACACUGCUUGUACAAGAUGAGUGCUGUGAGAAUAUUCGCAAGCAAUUGGAAGUGUGCCAUGUCGAGCAAGAGAUUGAGAGAUGUAUAGCAUUGUAUGCAACAGGCUCCAAGAUACCAACCACAAACGAAUAUGUUGGCGAAUUGAUGAGAGAGCAAAAGAAGAAGCACCAGGCCGAAAGAGCUUCUGCUACUGAGAACGUGCCCAAACCACCAUCAAAGCCACCUCGUCAACAAGGUGCACUACCACCAAUACAACAACAGAAACAAGCUCCCAAGCCAAUGCAAAGAAACCGAGAUGUUCAGCAGCAGCAGCAAGAGAAGGAUAUCCCUGAGAAUGUGACUCAUAACGCAAGGCCACAAGAGCAACACGAACCAAACGAUACUGGUUCUCAACAUCAAGAACAACAGCAGCUUCCAUCCCAUCAACAUCGCCAUCCACGACAGGAACCACAGUAUCAGCAAAGACAAGAACAGCAACAGCAGCAACCAGACCCCAUCCAACAGAAGCCUGUUGAAGCAUCAGUUUCUGCUGUUGUUUCCACCACGCCAACACAUGAUACCAGUAUGGAUUCUUCUUUCAAAUCCAAGACUGAUCCUUAUAACAAUCAAUUCCGUGGUGUCAAUAUCAGCAACAAUAUGGGGAGUACUGCUACUCGGGGCCAAAUCAAGAGAAAGCCUCUCAACAAGUCUCUCAUGGAACAAGUGUCGAGUGAAAUGGCUAUAGCUCGUCAACAGCGAGAAAUGGAACAGCAGCAACAGCAGCAGCAAAGUACGCCCUAUGCCUCAGUUAGAGGAGGAAAAGGAGAAACUAACAACACCAACACAUAUAAAGCUGCUAAAGCAGACGCAGACAAUGGUUCUUUGGACAUUUUAUUGAAAUCGUUUGAGGGAUCCAGCAGCAGUAGCAACAGCACGCAUGCUUCAACCACACCGGAAGAUCACCCAAAUGCUGUCGUCAGUGAUGAGGCCAGAUAUCGUCGACAGCCAUCCGAGUAUAAGCCUGAUACAGGAUCUAUUCCCUCUAGAAGAUUUACUAGCAACAAAAACUCUAAUCAUCAUGUGCUUCAGCAAGUCAUGGACACUUCCCCUGCUGCUUCUUUGCACUCUUCUACACCAGAGCCACUCUCUCAUCCAGUCGCUGCUGUUGCUGCUCCAAAAUCACCUCGUCCCCCAGCACAACAAAUUACCAACAGAGAUGUUCAACAACAACACUGCAGCAAUAACAACAGCAACGCACCUUCAUCUAUGUAUGCACAACCAGCAGCAGCAGUGCAACAACAACCUUCACCUAAUAUGAUGCAGCAGGGUUUACCAGAGCAGAAUACAGGAUAUGCUCCCCAGCCUAAUCCCGCUUACAUGGGACAUCAUCAGUAUCAGCAACAGCAGUACAUGGGCGCACCACAGAACAUGGCUCAAGCACCAAUGCAGCAACAACGAUCCCCACACAUGCAACCACAGAGAUCUCCCAUGAUACAGCCCAUCAGCUCGCCCAUGAUGCAGCCAAUGCACUCGCCCAUGAUGCAGCCAAUGCACUCACCCAUGAUGCAGCCUCUCCAUUCUCCCAUGGUGCAACAAAGAGGCACAUUGCCGCCUCCCAUCACAAUUCCCACUAAUUUUGCAGCGACACCUCAGCCAUCGCCAUCCAUGUCCUACUCUCAUCUAGGCGGUGUGUCGCCUGGCGGCAUCUUACCGCCACCCACCCAGCAGUAUACUGCUAUACCACCAAGACCACUGCAAUACACAGACGGAAGGCCCAUUCAAUUCUGGGCUCGUGCCAAGUAUGACUACGAUGCCAAAGAUGCAGACGAACUCUCCUUCAGGGCAAAUAAUUUGAUGGGCAUUCUAGAUGCCGAUAUCACACAACAAUCAUGGUGGGUAGGUGCCAUUUACGACGAGUAUAGACAAACAUGGUCUAUGGCUGCCUCCAUUCCCAGUAAUUUCAUGAACAGUAGUGUUUAG
Messenger RNA from Mucor velutinosus, 2628 nucleotides. RefSeq lists its product as uncharacterized. Gene Ontology annotation, biological process: cytoskeleton organization. NCBI's taxonomy places the organism in Eukaryota, Fungi, Mucoromycota, Mucoromycetes, Mucorales, Mucoraceae. Gene Ontology annotation, molecular function: protein binding. The coding region runs from base 1 to 2628 and encodes 875 amino acids. Gene Ontology annotation, cellular component: plasma membrane; cell division site; cytoplasm. The transcript has 7 exons. The record is from RefSeq and is a predicted model, not a curated record.